Messenger RNA from Synchiropus splendidus (mandarinfish), 1530 nucleotides. Its product is annotated as zona pellucida sperm-binding protein 3-like. Gene Ontology annotation, cellular component: extracellular matrix. NCBI's taxonomy places the organism in Eukaryota, Metazoa, Chordata, Actinopteri, Syngnathiformes, Callionymidae. The coding region runs from base 1 to 1530 and encodes 509 amino acids. The record is from RefSeq and is a predicted model, not a curated record. The transcript has 12 exons. Gene Ontology annotation, biological process: binding of sperm to zona pellucida; positive regulation of acrosome reaction; egg coat formation. Gene Ontology annotation, molecular function: acrosin binding.
AUGGGUCCCAGUUUCCCCCCUCCCAUGGUGACACUCAGGGACCUGCUGCCCAAAAGCUGCAGCAACCAAACAAAAAAUGAGUACUCAGUGAGUCCAGACCCACAUGAGCAGCUGGAGAAGAUGAAGUUCAACAGCACUCAGAGGUGGAGGGAUUUGAACCGCUUCCAUUCCAGUUACAGACUCAGGAAGUUCCAGCUCAGGAAGCAAGCUGAGGAACCAAAGACACCAGAGCAGAAGAUUGUGAGUCUACUGGAACCUGCUGCUGACGAUCUGGAGCACAGAGAAGCAGCUGAGAAGAGGCAUUUAGUUCAAGGCCCAAAUCUGAAUCCACCUACGACUCAGCAGUCCAAGGUUCCAGUGAAGACACUCCAGCCGUCACUUCCUGCUCCUGCAAACAGCACGGCUGUGCUCUGUGGCGAGGGAACGGUCACCGUGGAGGUCAAACAAAACUUUUUCGGAAACAAUCAGCUGAUCCAACCAGGUGAUCUGACUCUCGGCGGCUGCGGUGUCCGGGAAGCCUCUGACCAAGUCCUGCGUUUCCAGUCAGAGCUGCAGGACUGUGGCAGCACCGCCGUGAUGACGGAUGAUGCCCUCAUUUACUCCUUCACUCUGAGUUACUCUCCAUCACCCAUCACCGGCAGCUUCAUCUUCAGAACCAACUCGGCCCAGAUGUUGGUUCAGUGCCACUACCAGAGGCGACAUUUUGUGAGCAGUGACUCCAUCGCGCCGACAUGGCUGCCCGCGACCUCCUGGCUGUCAUCAGGCCAGCAGCUGCACUUCUCCUUGCACCUCAUGACAGAGGACUGGCAGUUUCAGAGGCCGUCCAACAUUUACUUCCUCAGUGACUCGAUGCACGUCGAGGCGUCUCUUCUUCAAGGCAACCACGUUCCUCUGAGGAUCUACGUGGACAGCUGUGUGGCCACAAACAGCCACGACCCUAACUCUCAACCCAGACACGUCUUCAUCAGCAACCACGGGUGUUUCAGUGACACGUCGCAGGCGGGGAGCAAGUCCUACUUUCUGCCUCGACGUCGAGAGGAUAAACUUCAGUUCCAGCUCAGAGCGUUCCAAUUCCACCAGGACCACAGGACCACCCUCAACAUUACAUGUCACCUGAAGGCAACAACUGUGGCGGCGCCAGUGGACUCGCAGCACAAAGCCUGCUCCUUCCUGUCAGAAGCGAACCGAUGGGUGGCAUCAGGUGGAGACAAUAAAGUGUGUAGCUGCUGUGAGAGCAGCUGUGGUGGCCAGCGACGGAGGCGCCGCGACGCAGAAGAUCCUGGUGCUGUUGACAGUCGAGGAAGCAGAAGUCAGUGGUGGUGGGAGGAGACGGCAUCUCUGGGUCCUAGUUUUGUGCAGCGUCCUCCACAGCCUGUCGCUCAGCAGCAGAAACCUCAGCAGAGUUCAGCAGGUCAGUCAGUGGUGUUGAAGAAUGGCGUGGGUGCAGUGGUGCUGCUGGGCUUCCUGGUGUGCACGUCUGCUGUCGUUUACAGACAGCUGCACAAACCACCUGGACAGGCUCUUACCUGA